Alternaria atra is the source of this 1134-nucleotide messenger RNA. RefSeq lists its product as uncharacterized. Gene Ontology annotation, molecular function: acyltransferase activity. Lineage: Eukaryota; Fungi; Ascomycota; Dothideomycetes; Pleosporales; Pleosporaceae. Gene Ontology annotation, cellular component: endomembrane system. Bases 1 to 1134 code for a protein of 377 amino acids. The transcript is spliced from 4 exons. The record is from RefSeq and is a predicted model, not a curated record.
AUGACGACGAAAUACUCGGAGCGGCAGCAGCAGCAGUCCGCAUCCGCGUUCGACAUUGCUGAGUCUCACACAGAAUGGGACAAAGAGUGUACAAGCAAACUAAACAACUCUGAUGGAGAAAGAGGACGCGGAGUCUUGCAACAGACUCUUCGUAUCCUGCCACUCGCCCUGUAUCUAAGUGUGAGUAUAGUGGUCAUUUCUCUUACGCAACUUAUCGGCGUGCCAUUAUACGUUUACAGCAGAGCUGCAUAUUACUCCUGGAUGGCGAUGACUAAGAAGCACUUCGGUAUCGUCUUGACCACUAUGACCUACUGGUGGAUACCAGUAGAAGUAGUAAUCUACACUGAUUGGAUAUAUCUAUGGUGGAUUAGCUAUACGGCGUCCAUGCAUGGCCAUCUUUUCAUCACCCUCAAGGAAUCUAUCAAAUACGUGCCUCUUAUUGGCAGCGCUAUGAAGUUCUAUAGCUUCAUAUUGUUGUCCCGUCGAUGGACCGUAGACAAAAUGCGCUUCAAGCAUCGAUUGGACAAACUUAAGAUUGGCUACAACGGACCAAGUUCAGCAAGUCUUACUCCCAUGUGGUUGUUGAUAUUCCCCGAAGGUACAAAUGUAUCGAAGAACGGGCGGGCUACGAGCCGCAAAUGGGCGGAUAAACAGGGUAUCAUGGAUAUGAGGCACUGUUUGCUUCCACGCAGUACUGGUCUUGCGUUUUGUUUAACAGAGCUAGAGGGCUCGGUUGAGUACUUAUACGACUGUAUUUUAGCUUAUGGAGGCAUUCCAUCCGGCUAUUACGGUCAAGAUGUGCUUUCACUUCACGGUGCUUACCCGCAAGGACGUCUUCCCACUUCCGUCAACAUGCACUGGCGUCGCUUUCGCCUUUCCGAUAUUCCUAUCCACGAUGAAAUUAGUUUCGAGAAGUGGCUGCUAGCUCGCUGGCGGGAAAAAGAUGAACUACUGCAAUACUUCCAGGUGAACGGACGUUUUGCAGCAGACACUGAUGUGAAAGCGCCUCUAGUUGGCUCCUCUAUUGAGACAGAAGUCAAGCCAGUCAUUUGGUUCGAGUGGGGCCAGAUUUUUGUUCCAUUUGCUCUUGCAAUCUUACUUGUCAAUGUUGCGCUGAAAAUAACUUCCUCCUGA